This is a messenger RNA of Staurois parvus, 2526 nucleotides long. The record is from the annotation of a GenBank genome assembly. Lineage: Eukaryota; Metazoa; Chordata; Amphibia; Anura; Ranidae.
UAUCACAAUGGAACAUUGCUGGACAAACAUAAACUCAAGUAUGACAAAAGUUUAACUUUAAGAAACAUUAAAACCACGCAUGCAGGGAUAUAUCAAUGCAAAACAAGCAAUGGAGUGGGGGUUAUCAGGUCUUCUGUAGCCCAUCUGAAAGUCAUAAGUAAAAGUGAAUCCCUCUGUAACAAGUCCCCAGAUGAGCAUUUGAUCAAGCUACCAAUGGAUUGUUUUCAAAAUAAAACUGGCUCUUAUUACUACAAUGUUGGCAAGUGUCCUAACACGCAAUGUGUGGACCACCUAAGUUCAGAUCUCCAGUGUAAAGAUAAAAUAAACUAUUGCUGUGGGGUCAAACAAAUGAAGCUACAAGAGGUAAAGUGUCCAGGAUAUAUUCUCCCUCUUAUGGUUAUUGUAGAAUGUGGCUGUGCUGAGUGCUCCCGACGUAAAGUGAUGGUUCGUGGACGAGUGACUGCAUAUGACACUGGGGAACCACUUCGGUUUGGACAAAUCUUUUUGAGUGGAGAAAACAUGGGAUUUACUGGCUACAAGGGGGAAUUCACUCUGGAAGUUCCAGAGGGAACUAAAAGAUUGGUGGUUACAUUUACGGAUCGUCAGGAAAAGUUUGUUGAGACUAUAAAAGUUAUUCCAUUUGAUCCAAAAGGAAAUACUGUGUAUCAAGAUGUAAAAGUAAUGAGAAAAAAAGACCCAACUUAUCUGAAUCCUAACAAGACCAAUAUAAUUUCUCUUGGAGAUUUACUUGGUGAGGACCCCAUUGGUGAGAUUAUAAUACCGCCAAAUUCUUUCAGUAGGACUUCUGGAGAAUCCUACAAUAGUACCGUUAAGGCCCGUUUAACCUUCUUGGACCCUAGAAACAUCAGCUCUGUCACUGCUGCUUCAAGUGAUUUAAAUUUUGUCAGCAGAGAUGGAGAUAUUUCUCCUCUCAGGACCUAUGGAAUGUUUCAUUUGGACUUCAGGGAGGACAGUACAAAUUCCCUGCUUCAAACUGGUAAAGUGGAGGUGAGAGUGGACGUAGAACAAAUUAAGAUGCCUCAACAUGUCAAAGAAAUGAAACUCUGGUCUUUAAAUCCACAGACUGGUCUCUGGGAAGAAGAAAGCCAUUUUAGAUUGGCAAGUGAGGAUAAAAGGAGAAGAAGGGAAGAGAGGUCUUUUUUAAUUGGACAAUUGGAAAUACGGGAGAGAAGGCUUUUUAAUUUGGAUGUGCCAGAAUUUAGGAGAUGUUUUGUCAAGGUACGGGCCUUCAUGAAUGAUAAAUUUAUGCCUAAUGAACAGCUAAAAGGAAUAGUUGUAACACUAAUAAAUCUAGAACCUAUGCCAGGAUUUUCAUCAAACCCUAGAGCAUGGGGUAGGUUUGACAGUGUGGUAACAGGGAAAAAUGGAGCAUGCCUCCCUGCAUUCUGUGAUGCUGUCCAGCCAGAUGCCUAUUCUGCCUAUGUCAGUGCUACAAUGGGUGGUGAAGAGCUUGAAGCUGUCCCAUCUUCUCCCAAACUAAACCCCAAUGUAGUUGGAGUGACCCAGCCUUAUUUAUCUAAGCUAAAUUAUCAACGAACUGACCAUGAAGAUUCUGCUGGUAAAAAGACAGCUUUUAAAAUUAACCUGGCCAAGCCAAACCCAAACACUUUUGCAGAAAACCGUGGCCCCAUUUAUGCCUACAGAAACUUACGAGCUUGUGAGCAGGCUUCUAUCUCAGACAAUCACUUUCGUUUUUUUAGAGUAGAAGAAGAUAAAUAUGAAUAUAAUGUUUUACCCUUUGAUGAGACAGACUUGUCUUCAUGGAUAGGUAGCUACCUGUCCUGGUGGCCAAAUCCACAAGAAUUUCGUGCCUGUUACAUAAAGAUUGGAAUACAGGGACCACAGGAUUAUAUGGUUAGAACACGAAAUAUUGGAGGGACUCAUACCCAUACAGUAGGUCAGCUAUAUGGACUUAGAGACACCCGGAGUGUAAGGGACCUGGAAGUGGAAGGUAGUUCAGCAGCCUGUCUAGAAUUCAAAUGUAGUGGAAUGCUAUUUGAUCAAAAUUUAGUAGACCGAACAUUGGUCAUUGUAACACCUCAAGGAAGCUGUCAUGUGACAAAGGUCAACAGACUUCUAGAAGAAUAUCUCAGUCGUCAUCCACCACUUGCACUAGGAAACAAUACUGAAACAUUUAAUAUGUUGGCUCCAGCUGACCCACUAGGGCACAACUAUGGAAUUUACACAGUUACUGAUCAAAACCCACGACUAGCAAAAGAAAUUGCUAUUGGCAGAUGUUUUGAUGGUACCUCUGAUGGAUUCUCAAGGGAGAUGAAAUCCCAAGUGGGUAUUGCUGUUAAUUUUCGUUGCCAGGAGAAACCAAUCACACGAGAAAGCUUCUUCCAGCGCUUGCUUAACAAUCCCAGUGAAACACUCCGUGAGAUCCGCCAAAGCAUGCAAGAAAAUGAACAAAGAGGGACACCUGCACGUGUUAUGCCUUAUCCUGUUCUUCGAUCUCCAUCUUCUAGCCAAUCCAGGAAGCCUUCUGCCACUCAGAGAAGAUAG